AUGAGUUCAAGCAAAAAGGUCCCCGAUGUUUGGGACGAUGAAGACUGGGAGGUCCAAGCCGACCGGCUAGCGAAGGAGCCCCCAGAGCCUGACCCAGAGCCACGACGUUUGACACGUGCCGAGCUCAUGGCCAAGCAUGCUGAGGAGAAUCGCAGGCUAUGGGAAGAAGCCGAUGCUCCCCAAGAACCACCAGUCUUUGUCUCGGUCAAUGACAACCUUCCCCUCACCACGCCUUUCAAACAACCAAUCAAAGUUCUUAGUCGCAAGCCAACGCCACACGUCAUCUCUCGAAAAGAUCCCAUCACGGGCAUGCCGCAGGAAUCGCCCGAGGAGAUCAGGCAACGCCAGCAGCGCGAGCUUGAAGAGAAGCAGCGGCGCUAUCAAGAAGCGCGGGCCAAGAUCUUUGGCGAGUCGAACCCAUCAUCGGGACAGUCUUCCCCUGGCAGCGUUACUCCUCCGGAGGGACGGCUGGGAGGGAGUCAUGGUCAUAGGGGCCGGGGUCGGGGCCGUGGUGGUCGUGGCCGCGGCGACCGUGACCGCGACAGGGAUGGCGGGCGCCAGGACCGCAGACAGACACAGUUGGGUGGUGAAACAAGAGAGCUGUAUGAUCCCAAAAAGGGUGGCUACAGUGUCCAGCGGAGGGGCGACGCAUCCCCUCAUCAGGGGAGUGGAUCGAGAGUUCCUAAAGAUGAUACCCAGCCAAUUCGUUCACCGAGGGGUCCAGACGGCAGUGGGAGAGGAUUCGGCUUCGCCAGGCGCGGAAGAUCAGAAGCGGGCUGA
Molecule: messenger RNA, 780 nt
Organism: Thermochaetoides thermophila DSM 1495
Lineage: Eukaryota; Fungi; Ascomycota; Sordariomycetes; Sordariales; Chaetomiaceae
Exons: 3
Coding region: 1-780 (259 amino acids)
Source: RefSeq, a predicted model, not a curated record